CCUCCUAGUUAAUGGUCUAAUGACACUCGGAUUAACAGGUGCACGUCAACAGACUAAUAUCUGCAAUGAAUCCCUCAUGUUAGAAAAAUUGCCUGCCUGUGGAAAAUCCUUUGAAGAGGUGAUGAAGAAAGUAGACCGUCGAAAAUGGUGUAAUCUGACAGAGUUUAUCAUGUAUUAUGACAACUUUACCCAGUGCACAGAACGUGAAGCCAACAAUGCAAGUUGCUUUUGGCCAAACCCCCUUGCAGAAGGCUUUAUCACUGGAAUCCAUAAACAGUUCUUUUCAAACUGUACUUCCGAAAAGGUUCACUGGGAAGAUCCACCAGAUGAAAUUCUCGUAACUCUGAUAUUAAUCCCAGUCAUGCUGACAUGUGCCAUGAUAACGCUGGUAGUGUGGUGCAGUAAAAGAAGUGAUAUCCUGGUUUAAGUUCCUCCUCUGGGCAUUUUUUUUCCCAUUUCUUUCUU
Molecule: messenger RNA, 465 nt
Organism: Tinamus guttatus (white-throated tinamou)
Lineage: Eukaryota; Metazoa; Chordata; Aves; Tinamiformes; Tinamidae
Source: RefSeq, a predicted model, not a curated record